Cuscuta campestris is the source of this 1994-nucleotide messenger RNA. The record is from the annotation of a GenBank genome assembly. NCBI's taxonomy places the organism in Eukaryota, Viridiplantae, Streptophyta, Magnoliopsida, Solanales, Convolvulaceae.
CCCAAUAGCAGUUUUUGAACUAGGGCCUCAUCCCUUAAAAUGCUACGGAGUAUAGAAAUGUAAAGUUUGACACUUUGACUUGGGUCUUCACGUUGAAGUCAAACGUUCAAAUGGGGAGUUGCAACAGUGUACCUUAUGCCACCACUUCCGCCGGCAGUCGCACAAACACCGAGCCGCCGCCGCCGCCAAAAAAUGGAAUCGUCGUUCUCCCGCCCUCCCAGUCUCCUCCACCGCGCCCUUUCCUCUCCGGCAUCGGUCGCGUGCUCGGCCGGCCAAUGGAGGACGUUCGCUCACUUUACAUUUUUGGUGGCGAGCUAGGUCGGGGCCAAUUCGGAGUCACCUACCUGGUGACCCACCGCAGAACGCAGGAGAAGUUCGCUUGCAAGUCAAUCGCCACCCGCAAGCUCCUCUCCAACGACGACGUCGACGAUGUCCGCCGCGAGGUCCAGAUCAUGCACCACCUCACCGGCCACCGCAACAUCGUCGAGCUUAAGGGAACUUUCGAGGAUCGCAACCACGUCCAUCUAGUCAUGGAGCUUUGCGCCGGUGGCGAGCUCUUCGAUCGGAUCAUCGCGAAGGGCCACUACUCGGAACGCGCUGCCGCAGGACUCUGCCGCCAGAUGGUUACGGUGCUGCACUACUGUCACUCUAUGGGGGUUAUGCACAGGGAUUUGAAGCCUGAGAAUUUCUUAUUCUUGAGCUCAGAUGAGAACGCGCCAUUGAAGGCUACCGAUUUUGGCUUGUCAGUCUUCUUCAGACCUGGAGAAAUCUUCAAAGACCUUGUUGGCAGUGCAUAUUAUGUGGCCCCUGAAGUUCUCCGUCGGAAUUAUGGACUUGAAGCUGAUAUUUGGAGUGCUGGAGUGAUAUUGUAUAUCUUACUCAGCGGUGUUCCCCCAUUUUGGGGAGAGAAUGAACAGGGCAUCUUCGAUGCUAUUCUUCGCGGACAUCUUGAUUUUUCAUCCGAUCCUUGGCCAUCAAUAUCUAGUAGUGCUAAAGAUCUUGUUAAGAAGAUGUUGCGAUCUGAUCCAAAAGAAAGAUUUUCUGCUAGUGAAGUCCUGAAUCAUCCCUGGAUGAGAGAAGAUGGUGAUGCAUCUGACAAGCCUCUUGAUAUUGCUGUCUUAACCAGGAUGAAACAGUUCCGUGCCAUGAACAAGCUCAAGAAAGUAGCUCUUAAGGUAAUUGCUGAAAAUCUUUCCGAAGAAGAAAUCAUUGGCUUGAAGGAAAUGUUCAAAUCAAUAGACACAGAUGACAGUGGCACAAUUACUUACGAAGAACUGAAAGUUGGACUUACUAAAAUGGGUACUAAGCUCUCGGAGUCAGAAGUGAGGCAAUUGAUGGAAGCGGCUGAUGUUGAUGGGAAUGGUACUAUCGAUUAUCUUGAGUUCAUAACAGCUACUAUGCAUAUGAACCGUAUGGAAAAAGAGGACCAUUUAUACAAGGCUUUUGAGUACUUUGACAAGGACAAGAGCGGGUAUAUUACGAUGGAAGAGUUGGUACAUGCCCUGAAGAAACACAAUAUUACUGAUGAGAAAACGAUUAAGGAGAUCAUCGCAGAAGUUGACACAGACAACGAUGGGAGAAUCAAUUAUGAUGAGUUUGUGGCCAUGAUGAGGAAAGGCAAUCCAGACUUGGUCACUCAUAGGCGGCGAAGAUGAAACCGAAUACGAAUAUAUAUUUUUCAUGUCAAAAGGUAAUGUGCAGCUAAGAUUGAGUUUGUUUGGUGUUCAGCCAUCUGGAAUAUAAUGUACAUGGUUUUGUGUACCCAUCCCACGUACAUAUCUUUGUUUAUGUAGAGCAUCAACUAUGUUUGGUUGCUCAAUUGCUUUCUUUGAGAGGUUUACUUCUAAAACAUUCAGAUAUAGGAAAUAUUACUGGGGAAAGUAGGCCUGUGAAGCAUAUACUGUAAGCCUGGAAACAGGGAAGCAGGUGAACAUAUAACUUCAUGGGUAUAUCACUGCAGUCAAUCAGCGAGGGAUUAAAUACAAAUGCCACAU